AAGCAGUUGGAACUGAUGAGGCAUCAACACCAAAUAUAGCAUCAUCAGCAUUUAGUAUGAAAUUAAAAAAUGCACGUACACGAACCGGAUCAUUAAUAGGUGGUGAUGAUCAUAGUUUAUAUACACAUCAAGAAGAAAGUUUACCUGUUGAUUUAACACUUGUACGUUUGGAUUUAUUACGUUUAAAUUUUAUGAUGGAAUCAUGUCCACUUGAUUCAUUACCUGAUCCACACUUUUCAAUAGUGUUCUUAUUUUGGUUUAAUUCACCCGUUAUAUCAAAAGCAGCAUAUCUUGUUCAAUGUGCUAAUUUUGUUCGUCAUUGUUCAUUAGGUCAAUGGUCAGAGUGGAUGCGUUUUAAUAUGACAACAUUUUGUCUUCAUGAAUCAUAUGCUGCAUGUGCAACAGAAAAUAUAAAUGCAAGACUUACAAAAUUAUAUCUAGCAGCUGCCCUUUCAUCACGACUUGAAACAAUAUUAGACAAUAAACAACAACAAUUAGCGACAUAUAAUAAUAAUAAUACAAAAGAAACAGGAAUAGGAGGAGGAGGAGUAGGAGCGACUUUAUGGAAUAGUGAUGAAACAUAUGAAGAUUACUAUAAUGAAGUGGUUGUUAACCGUUCAGGUCAUGAUUGUUCAUAUUCGUUACAUAUUAUUGGAUGUUUACUUCAUUGUGAAAUUACAUCAUUUUUACGUGAAACAUAUGAUAAAUUACCAAAACUUUCAACAAUGUCGACAACAAAUAAUAAUUUUCAACAAAAACAACAAUCACAACAACGUAGAAAUAAUCAAGCAACAAGUGCACCACCAACUGUUGUUGAAACAUCAUCGUCAUUAACAGAUAAACGUUAA
Adineta steineri is the source of this 848-nucleotide messenger RNA. NCBI's taxonomy places the organism in Eukaryota, Metazoa, Rotifera, Eurotatoria, Adinetida, Adinetidae. The record is from the annotation of a GenBank genome assembly.